AUGAAGAGCUCUGCGUUCCUGUUGGUGUUAGAAGCAUUAGCCUUUCAUUGGCACCAAAAUCACAUGACUCCCAGAUACAUAUAUAGAAUUACGUCUGCAAUUCGACAGAAGCGAAAAGAACAACCAGCGUGCAGUUACAAUGAAUGGCGAUGCGACGACGGUGAAUGCCUCAGAAUAAACAGCGAUUGUGACGGUUAUAUCGACUGUUACGACGGCAGUGAUGAGACAUUCGAGCUUUGUAGAAAUCGUGAGUGCGGCCCGUUCACCUUUCGUUGCAACUAUGGUGCUUGCGUCGACGAUUCCUCUCCUUGCGACAACUUGUCGCAAUGUGCAGAUAAAUCCGAUGAGUCACUGCCCAGGUGUCGCGGUGAAAACAUCAUAGAAGGCGAGAAGAUGAAAUGUCGAGAUGGCCAAAUGAUUCCUAAAGAACAGCGUUGCGACGGUAUCGUCAACUGCGCUGAUGGAUUCGACGAGACAGUGGCCGCUUGCGCCGAGCUGCGUUGCCGGUCCGAGCAGUUCCAAUGUGAAUAUGGUGGCUGCGUCGAUGGUCAGGCGCAAUGCAACGGUACAAUUGAGUGCGUCGACGGAUCUGAUGAAAAAGUCGAAUUAUGCGGUAGACGUAUAUUAGUUAGACCAACUACAGUACUACCUACGACGGCGGUACCCAGCUAUAAAGUUUCAUGA
Molecule: messenger RNA, 684 nt
Organism: Parnassius apollo (apollo)
Lineage: Eukaryota; Metazoa; Arthropoda; Insecta; Lepidoptera; Papilionidae
Source: the annotation of a GenBank genome assembly